AUGUCUCUUAAGGUGAUCCUCGUAGCGUGUGUGGCCGCUGUGGCUCUGGCCGAUAAAGCUCCCGCUUACCCUCAAUAUGUAGCACCCACGUACCAUGCCCCCGCCCCUUACAAACAGCCUGAAUACCCAACUGCACCACCCAAGUACAACUACAACUACGGCGUCGCCGACAGCUACUCCGGCGCCAACUUCGCCGCCUCGGAGUCCCGCGACGGUAAGGUGAUCCUCGUAGCGUGUGUGGCCGCGGUGGCUCUGGCCGAUAAGGCUCCUGUGCACCAUCAGCCACCUGUUUACGCCGCACCCACGUACCAUGCCCCUGCACCCUACAAGCAGCCUGAAUACCCUACCGCACCACCCAAGUACAACUACAAUUACGGCGUCGCCGACGGUUACUCCGGCGUCAACAUCGGCCACUCAGAAGCCCGCGACGGCUACAAGACCGAGGCCUCAUAA
Messenger RNA from Penaeus chinensis, 453 nucleotides. Its product is annotated as cuticle protein 12.5-like. Lineage: Eukaryota; Metazoa; Arthropoda; Malacostraca; Decapoda; Penaeidae. The record is from RefSeq and is a predicted model, not a curated record. The transcript has 7 exons. Gene Ontology annotation, cellular component: extracellular matrix. The coding region runs from base 1 to 453 and encodes 150 amino acids.